Molecule: messenger RNA, 917 nt
Organism: Metschnikowia bicuspidata var. bicuspidata NRRL YB-4993
Lineage: Eukaryota; Fungi; Ascomycota; Pichiomycetes; Serinales; Metschnikowiaceae
Exons: 1
Coding region: 113-598 (161 amino acids)
Source: RefSeq, a predicted model, not a curated record
AGCAUAGCAACAUGGAGCCGCGUGCUUUCCAAAAGCCCUUUAAUUAAGGAUCGAUGCUUUUGACUACAGUCGGCGUUAUAUUCCCAAACCCUAGAGCUCAUCCACGGGGACCAUGUGUUGUUGGGCUAGGCGCAUGUAUGAUGCAAUAUUGUACUUCCGGACAAACAAGAUUAAUGAGCCGGGCCCGGCAACAAUAAGUAUCACGGCUUUACUCCCACGAGUUGUGUUUACAGGUUGUGAGACUGCGCGAGUGCCGGAGCCGGCAGAGACGACCACAAGCUGGACCUCCAGCGUUCAAAUAAUUUUGACUCCCGCCCCCGUUCAACCAUCCGUCAUUGUAUUCGAGAAGCAAGUUCAUUCCGACAGAGCACAUUCCCGCAAGUGCUUCCUCCUGUGCAGCCACUCUGGUAACCUUAGAAGAAAAAACCCCAUCUUGGGACACGUCGCAGACAAAACUCUCAAUUGGCUUGGAAACGCGUUGCAGUUUUCACUGUACACGUGCUGCAACCACUAUCCCGGGGCACUAAGUCGGGCUUCUACACGCGUCCUCGGCCACCAAAAAAAAAGUAGAAAGGCAUGUCUGGUCUUGGGGACAUGACAGAGUCGCACCAGCAAUAUUGGCCAGCAUGCAUGGGAUGUGCACAGUCCUACAUCUUUUCGGUGGAUUCUUGGAAGAACAAAGCGCCAGAACAAAGCGCCGAACAAACCACCGAAAGAACAAACCACCGAAAGAACAAACCACCGAAAGAACAAAGCGCACAAGGCGUUCUUUUAUUUUUGUCUUUUUGCUUUGAGAAUGUUGCACCUGCUCCGCCGCAAGUGGAGCUCGGUGUUAUGAGGCCAUGGCCCGAGCUCACUGGGCAGGCAUAGCACAUUGCAACAACGCCCUUCCAUGUAUGCACGUCACGUGCCGCCGU